Molecule: messenger RNA, 1162 nt
Organism: Brachypodium distachyon (stiff brome)
Lineage: Eukaryota; Viridiplantae; Streptophyta; Magnoliopsida; Poales; Poaceae
Product: cyclin-dependent kinase inhibitor 5
Exons: 3
Coding region: 220-825 (201 amino acids)
Biological process (GO): negative regulation of cyclin-dependent protein serine/threonine kinase activity
Cellular component (GO): nucleus
Molecular function (GO): cyclin-dependent protein serine/threonine kinase inhibitor activity
Source: RefSeq, a predicted model, not a curated record
CAAAACAAGCCCGCGCCAAAAACCCCACGCGGCGGCGGCAGCAGCAAUUCCCCACAUCUCCCUCUCUCUCUUACCUAAGCCGACGCGGCUCUCGUCGAGUAGUCGGUCGUUUCCCCCGUUAUUCCCGCGAUACCCGUGCCCUGCGUCCGCCGCCGCCGCCGCGAGCGAACCCACCAACCAGCUGGAGGAGCACAGGAGGCAGCCGAGGCGGGAGGAGCCAUGGGCAAGUACAUGCGCAAGGGCAAGGCGUCGGGCGAGGUGGCCGUCAUGGAGGUCUCCGGCGCGCUGCUCGGGGUCCGCACGCGCUCCCGCACGCUUGCCCUGCAGCGGACGCACAGCGGCAAGGGGGAGGAGGAGCCGAGCGCCGGGGAUUACCUCGAGCUCAGGAACAGGAGGCUCGAGAAGCCGCCGCCGCCGCCGAGAAAGGAGAAGGAGGCGUCCGCCGCCGUGAGGAGGGCCGCCGCCGCCGCCGGGCGGAAGGAAGCGGCGGAGCCCGCCGACCUCGAACCGUCCUUCGGGGACAACGUUCUGGAUUGGGACGCCGUGGAGAGGAGCACCCGUGAGACAACGCCUUGCAGUCUGAUUAAGAGCCCGGGUAUGAUGAGCACCCCUGGCUCCGCAACUAGAACCUCCAACCCGACAAGUUCACGUCGCAGGAUAGAGACCCGGAGUUGUAGUUACAUUCCGAGUUCUCUUGAGAUGGAAGAGUUCUUUGCAGCUGCUGAACAGCAGCAGCAUCAGACUUUCAGGGACAAGUAUAACUUCUGUCCUGUCAACGAUUGCCCGCUCCCCGGACGGUACGAAUGGGCUAGGCUAGACUGCUAGCUCCUCGAAACAUCCAGGAGCUCCAUUGAUCUAUGUACACCAAAUGAAAGCAUCAUGUGGCAGGCUCAAUGCAAAUGCAAUAGCGUUAGGUUUCUUUCUCUGUUGUAAAAAUUUAGAGUUAUCCCGUUGUAGUUCAGCGAUCCUCUUGUGUAACCAACAGGAAUGGCGGCUGCCUGCCUGAGGUAUACACCCUGAUGAUCCCAUGCACCAACCUCACUGUAACCGUUAACAUCCCAUUCCGACUCUCUGGGCCUGGCAGCUUAAUUGUAGUCUUAGCAUUUUAAUUAUAUGUUCCCAGUUCUUUAUCCAGUCUAUGAAUUGGUGCUAGAUUUGUUUC